AUGCUCUUAAAGUACUACAACAGAAAUGUGGAUUGUUAUGACACAAAAGUUGAAGAGCUUGCUCUAUUUGUAGCAUCAAGAUAUAUGGGAGACGCUGUGUUUGGCAACCCCAUCACAAACUCAACUUUAGGACUGCCUGAUUUUCUAGAUAAGAAGAAUAUACAACGCAUAGACAGAGCUCGAAUGGCUCUUAACAUGAAGAAUGCAGAGAAAAAGAAUGCCAAAGCGCUCCAGUAUUUGGAGAAACUGAAGGAACAAUCUGAGAUUGCAAAUGGACAAUGGGCUGCCUUUAUGCAUGUUUCUAAGCCUGUUCACUCUAUUGGGGCUGUUGUGUACAGUGGCAAGGACCCUCAAGGGGUUGACUGUUAUUGGAUGGUGUCAUGGGACAACCCUAAUGACAAAAAUAAGUGGAACACGCAAGCAUAUUCGGAGAUCCGUGAAAAAAAUCAUUUUUCAAAUUGCGAUUGGCAAGUAGUAUAUGAUAAAAUGCAGAUUAGCGGCGUUUAUCAGGAUGGUGUUGAAGACAAAAACAACUGA
Messenger RNA from Ziziphus jujuba (common jujube), 537 nucleotides. RefSeq lists its product as uncharacterized. The transcript is spliced from 4 exons. The record is from RefSeq and is a predicted model, not a curated record. The coding region runs from base 1 to 537 and encodes 178 amino acids. NCBI's taxonomy places the organism in Eukaryota, Viridiplantae, Streptophyta, Magnoliopsida, Rosales, Rhamnaceae.